AUGAUUCCUCAUCAACUUGGUAAUCUCAUAAAUUUACACUCUCUUGAUCUUCACUCUAUUUACAGAGAAUUCAAUGGCACUUACAUCAGUCCAUAUGCUAAGAAUCUUCACUGGCUUUCUCAACUUUCUUCGUUGCGGUACCUGGACAUGAGUUUCAUUGACCUUGAAGAAGCAUCUGAAUGGGAGGAGGUAACAAAUUCACUCCCUUCUUUGGAAGUCCUGCGCUUACUCUCCUGCAAUUUGAACUUCAAUUUUCGUCCAAUAUAUCAUGUCAAUUUUUCAUCUUUAUCCCUCCUUGAUCUUAACUAUAACCAUUUAGGGAACAAUAUUCCACUAUGGGUUUCCAAUUUGAGAAGUUUGACUUCUCUCUAUCUAAGAAGUAUUGCAAAUGGCGGUUCUAUCCCUGAUGGUAUUCAAAACUUAACUUCCCCUGUGCACCUUGGUCUUUCUGAUAACUCUUUUAAUACCUCAAUACCCAGAUGGUUAUAUAGUUUGAGCCAUUUGGAGGUUCUCAACCUUGACUUUAAUCGAUUGAGAGGUUCCAUCCCUGAAGAAAUUCAAAACUUAACUUCCCUUGUGCAUCUUGAUCUUUCUCGUAACUCUUUUAAUACCUCAAUGCCCAGCUGGUUAUAUAGUUUAAGCCAUUUGGGGGUUCUGAACCUUGCUGGUAAUCAAUUGACAGCAUCAUUGGGAAAUCUUUCCUCUUUGAGAGCUGUGUCCCUUGGUUAUAAUCAUAUUAGUGAAACUCUCCCUGAAUAUUUGGGGCAGCUUGUUAAUUUGGAAGAUUUAGACAUUGGCAAGAAUCAGAUAGAAGGCAUCGUUUCGGAGGCUCACUUUUGCUAA
Ziziphus jujuba (common jujube) is the source of this 843-nucleotide messenger RNA. RefSeq names its product receptor-like protein 53. NCBI's taxonomy places the organism in Eukaryota, Viridiplantae, Streptophyta, Magnoliopsida, Rosales, Rhamnaceae. The record is from RefSeq and is a predicted model, not a curated record. Bases 1 to 843 code for a protein of 280 amino acids. The transcript has 2 exons. Gene Ontology annotation, molecular function: protein binding.